Messenger RNA from Trichoderma asperellum CBS 433.97, 423 nucleotides. RefSeq lists its product as uncharacterized. The record is from RefSeq and is a predicted model, not a curated record. Lineage: Eukaryota; Fungi; Ascomycota; Sordariomycetes; Hypocreales; Hypocreaceae.
AUGUUCCAACCCAGUGCUGUUCUCCUAGCGGCACUCGCUCUUGUUGUUCCCAGUGCUAUAGCUGGCGAAGGCGUGCAUCUCGCUAAUUGUGGCCCUGAUGUUUUCUCGGCUUCUACUAGUGUCAUCGCCUACUACCCAGAUGACUCGCAGUCAAAUUCGGCACCAUUUUCCCAAAACAUAGCCUUUGCUACCAACCCAGCAAGUUUAGUUACCUGGGAGGGUAACUCUUAUACCGCUAGCUUCGCAACUGGGAACACCUUCACGACCCACAUUCAAGCUGGAAGCUUCGGCUUCGGCCAGUAUGCAGGAACUGGCAAUAACCAACAGCGACAGUUUGCUUGCUUCAGGGAUAAUGACAGACAGCUCUGGAGAUCAACGCCUGCCUAUGCUUGUUUUAGCAUUUACUAUUGUCUUGAUGCUUAA